UCUUCUUCUUCUUCUCGCUGCAGCCCGAAAUUUCCCCCCCUCCAAGCCGCCGGCACCAGCUUUGAAAAAUUGGUGAGAAAGCUUGGAAUUUCUCCUUCUUUUCUUGUCCAAGAACUUGAUUUGGAACCCAGAAAUUCUCCCCCCUGCUGGAAAAUCCGGAUCUGCCUUGCUCUGCUCCUCACCGCCGGAUGCUCCUGCUUUGUGGGUGUAAAUCCCCUUGAAUUUUCGAUUGCGUGAUUCUUCCCUGCAAUUGCCGCCGGCCUCUUCCCCCUGCAGCUCCGGUUUUAGCUGGAAAAUUAUGGUAUGUUGACAGCCUUUUAAGGCUUAAAUUGUCCAUUUAGUUUGCUGCCUUGUGUGUCCGUGAAUUGCUAGAAAAUUGGGGAUAAUUCCGGUAGCUUUAGGAUGAGAUUUAAGCAUUAAUUCAAGUGGGAUUUAUGUGAUUGAGUGUUAAUUGCCUGUUGUGAUUUUGGAGAGAAAACCCCGUGAUUAGUUAGUGUUUUGGCCAAUUUUUGGAAGUGCAGUUACUGUUCACGUCGUGGGCACUGUUCACCGACACUGUUUACCGGUUACUGUUCACACCCCGAGGGCCAACAAUUAACGGGGAUUUAAGUGAUUAGUUUGUGAUAUAAAAACGAAUUUGGAGAUAUUUGAUCAUGUGGAGAGUGAUAGAAAUAGCAUUGUGAUUAGGAAUGAUCCUAAUGAUGAUUUUAGCUUGAAUUUGUGAUAGUCCGGUAUUAAUUUUGAGAUGUUUUGAUUAGGUUCCCGAUCGUUCUGUCAGUUAGUGCGUGAAUUGAGUGCUCGGUUUUAUGCGAGUGAGGAAGUGAAACCGAGGACGGGGAACCACGGGAAGUGACGAGUUAGAAAGCUAGCCAUUUCGAGAUUGAUAUAAAUUUUAGAAGUAAAUCAUGAUCUUGUAAACCAGAGUGUAUUUGGAGAUUUAUGAUAUCAGAGAGAAUUUUAUAAUUUGAUCUUCAGAUUUUGAUGGUAUCAGAGUGUGAUAUGAUAAGUUCCGAGCCUUGUGCACUUGUGGGACCCGUCUCACGAGUGUACGGCGUCUGUUGCGCCUCGAAUUUGGGUCUUGGGGCGUGACAAUAUGAAAUGACCAAAAUGCCCUUAUUAUACUUUUUAAUAAUUAAUAAGUUUUUUU
Rubroshorea leprosula is the source of this 1147-nucleotide messenger RNA. Lineage: Eukaryota; Viridiplantae; Streptophyta; Magnoliopsida; Malvales; Dipterocarpaceae. The record is from the annotation of a GenBank genome assembly.